ACCUGCUCCUCGCCUUACUAAUGAGGCAUUUCGCUCCUGCGCUACGACAUCACUAGCCGGCAGCACAUCGGCCUCCACUCCUCCACGCCUUUUAGCUCGGCCAAGAGAGUCCAAGCAAGCACACGGACAAAGUUUUUCUGGGGUUCCGAUCGAUCUCCUGCUACGCCAGGAACCAAGGGCCAUGAGUCAAACCCCGCGCUGACCAACUGCUCCUCGUGUGGAGAACUGUGCAGCCUCGGAAUUGUAUAUAAAGAUACUGUAGAGCUGCUUUGCUACGUCAUUGCAUUCUUCAAGUUGAGCUUCUUUUACAUUUCCAAUUGAGAAUCUAUUGAGGUCAUCUGCAAUUGCCUCCAGCUGUCUUCUUCUUUUCCUAUCCUGCCAUGAUCUCCCGCUCCCAUCACAAUGGCGGUUCUUCUACCGCCGUAAUUGAGCAGUUAGAGCUCGCAGACGUGUCGAACUUCCUCUCUGAGACGGGGAGCAAGCCAUCUCAACCUCAAAGCAUCCACAGUCUCCGCAUCAGCGAGGCUGAUAGGAACCGAACGUGCGAUGAUCCGGUUGAGAAUCUUCCUUCCCCAACAACACAGGCAUCAGAGAAGCUGCAGAGAUGGAAUCACCCGCGAGGAAAUCUAUUUCGGACGAUGGCUGCGUUCUGGGGAUUCGUGGUCAUGGGCAUGAAUGAUGCUGCCUAUGGAGCUUUGAUCCCUUAUCUAGAAGAAUACUACAACCUCUCUUACACCGUUGUCUCCCUAAUCUUCCUCUCCCCCUUAGCAGGUUACACCGCCUCGGCGCUCCUCAACAACGCCAUCCACCUGAAAUUCGGGCAACGCGGCGUCGCCUUCAUCUCGCCCGGCUGUCACCUCCUCGCCUACAUCGUCAUCGCCGUGCACCCGCCCUACCCCGUCCUUGUUGUCAUCUUCAUGGUUGCCGGUUUCGGCAAUGGCCUCGAGGAUGCAGCCUGGAACGCAUGGGUGGGUAACAUGGCAAACCCGAACGAAAUCCUCGGAUUCCUGCAUGCGUUCUACGGAUUGGGCGCCACCUUAAGUCCAUUGAUUGCAACAACGAUGAUUACGAAGGGGAAGGGGUUGCCGUGGUUCUACUUCUACUACGUUAUGAUCGCCGCCGCAGCAAUCGAGCUCCUCACCUCCGUCUCCGCCUUCUGGGGCGCUACCGGCGCCGUCUUCCGCGCCGCCAACCCGCGCUCCACCAACACCAAAGACAGCCGUAUGAAAGAAGCCCUCUUCCGCCGGCCCUCGGCGCGCGUCACCUGGCUCUGCGCGCUGUUCCUGCUCGGCUACGUCGGCAUCGAGGUCGCGCUGGGCGGCUGGAUCGUCGUCUUCAUGAUCAACGUGCGGCACGGCGCGCGCUUCGCGUCCGGCAUGGCUGCGACGGGAUUUUGGCUGGGGAUCACGGUGGGUCGGAUAGUGCUGGGGUUUGUGACGCCGAAGUUGGGGGAGAAGCUGGCGAUUUCGAUCUACCUCCCCAUCGCCAUGGCCUUCGAGCUCCUCUUCUGGCUGGUGCCGCAAUUCUACGUCUCGGCCGUCGUCGUGUCCCUGCAAGGCUUCUUCCUCGGCCCCAUGUUCCCCGCCGCCGUCGUCGCCGCCACCAAGCUGCUGCCGCGCCAUCUGCACGUCAGCGCCAUCGGCUUCGCGGCCGCGUUUGGCGGGUCGGGCGCCGCCAUCUUCCCCUUCGCCGUCGGCGCGAUCGCCGAGGCGCGCGGCGUCAAGGUGCUGCAGCCGAUCAUUCUGGCGCUGCUGGGCGCGAUUCUGGUGGUGUGGGUCGGGUUGCCGCGGUUUCAGCGGAAGGCGGAGUAGGAGGAGGG
Molecule: messenger RNA, 1819 nt
Organism: Mytilinidion resinicola
Lineage: Eukaryota; Fungi; Ascomycota; Dothideomycetes; Mytilinidiales; Mytilinidiaceae
Product: MFS general substrate transporter
Exons: 5
Coding region: 381-1811 (476 amino acids)
Biological process (GO): transmembrane transport
Cellular component (GO): membrane
Molecular function (GO): transmembrane transporter activity
Source: RefSeq, a predicted model, not a curated record